Messenger RNA from Ilyonectria robusta, 1242 nucleotides. RefSeq lists its product as uncharacterized. The record is from RefSeq and is a predicted model, not a curated record. Lineage: Eukaryota; Fungi; Ascomycota; Sordariomycetes; Hypocreales; Nectriaceae. The coding region runs from base 1 to 1242 and encodes 413 amino acids. Gene Ontology annotation, molecular function: dipeptidase activity. The transcript has 3 exons.
AUGACGGUCAAGACUUCCUUCAAACCCAGGCUUGAUGAGGUGCGGCAAACGGUUGAAGGCUACAUUCGGGGUCUGUCAAACGACCUGUACACGUUAAGCAGACAGAUCCAUGACCAGCCCGAGAUCGCAUUCCAAGAGUUCAAAGCCCAGAAACACAUUUCCACGUUCCUCCAGUCACACGGCCACCACGUGCGACAAGGAGCAUACAAUCUGCCCACAGCGUUCGAGUCAAAGCAUGGCUCGGGAGGUCGUUGCGUAAACUUCAAUGCCGAGUACGACGCCCUGCCUGGCCUCGGUCAUGCUUGUGGACAUAACUUGAUUGCGACGGCUGGUGUUUCGGCCUACCUGGCAUUAUCAUUUGCCUUGGACAAGUAUGGCAUUCAAGGUAGGGCGCAGUUGUUGGGUACGCCGGCUGAGGAAGAUGGCGGAGGAAAGAUCCUUUUGCUUGAGGCGGGAGCGUACAAAGGUGUCGAUGUCUCUCUCAUGAUUCACCCAAUCACUGAAGCCGAGUUCCGACACCAAGGCACCCUUGGCUCAACCGGCUCAAGCUCCAUCGCAGUAACAGACUUGAUCGCAGAGUAUCGAGGCACCAGUGCCCACGCCUCAGCAAAUCCAUGGGAUGGCGUCAAUGCCCUGGAUGCUCUCGUUGGGUCGUACAACAACAUCUCAAUGCUGCGGCAGCAGAUAAAGCCCGACGAACGCAUACACGGCUGUAUCAUGGAUGCGCCAAAAUUCACAAACGCUAUCCCAGAAUGCACAAUAGUCAAGUACUCGAUUCGAAGUGCUAAGAUCAAGACUCUCGAAAAGCUGUCUCAGCGUGUGCGAAGUUGCAUCGAAGCAGGCGCGACGGCAACGGGCUGUGAGGUUGUCGUCACAGAGGAGCUAGCGUACGCGGAUCUAUGGGUAAACAAGCCUCUGAGCCUGCUUUUCAAGCAACAGAUGGAUGCCCUAGGUGUUCCCGUAUCUGUUCCAGCAGAGGGUGAUACUAUCGGCGGCUCGACGGAUAUGGGUAACGUCAGUCAAGCAGUGCCUGGGUUGCAUGCCAUAAUCGGCAUACCCGCGCCUCCAAGUACUUCUAUUCACAGUCGAGCCUUUUCAGAAGCUGCCGGUACUAUCAAAGCGCAUGAGAGGAUUAUGGAGGCUGCUAAGGCAAUGGCUCUGACGGCGUGGUCCAUUCUUGUGGAAGAGGGUGUGUUUGCGCAGAUUGAAAGGGAUUUCCAAGACCGAUGUUCACAGGCGUAG